CGUUCAUUCAUUUACUGCUUCUUUUAGAUUGUCGCGCAAUUCACAAAUUGCAUACAAGGCAAUAUGUCUCGUGCUUCCAAAUUGACAUUGGCCGCGACUGGUCUCGGUACGGCGGGGAUCAUCUACUUUGUGCACUGGGCACAAGAACAAGAGAAAAUUGGCAUGCACAAAGCGGUUGAGCUAGACAUGGAGAAACAACGUAUCCGCAGGGAACGACAGGCCGAGUUCGAGAUGCAAAGGGCGUUGGAAGAAGAGUACCGGAAGCUACAGAAGGUCUCGCCCAGCGUUGACGAACCAAGCGAAGGGAAGCCGAAUCAAGGACAAACAUCAUGAUACACGCCCGAGCGGUCCUUUACGAUUCAUAGACUUUGUCUGGUAUAGAUGUCCACUUGGCAUGUGAUGGCUGUAUGCUUGUAGAAUAUACCCAAAAUGUACAUUAGAGAUCAUUAUCCACACCCACCUCUGUAUACUAUUGAUUCAGCCUGUCUCGAGACCACAUGGUUCGCUAAGGGAUUGGCUGUUCAGCGCCACACCUGCUGAAAGAAGGCAAUGAGAAGGCUAUAUGGCAGCGGUAUAAGAAGCACCGCUAUGCAUGAACAGAC
Messenger RNA from Aspergillus neoniger CBS 115656, 602 nucleotides. Its product is annotated as protein PET117. Lineage: Eukaryota; Fungi; Ascomycota; Eurotiomycetes; Eurotiales; Aspergillaceae. The coding region runs from base 64 to 333 and encodes 89 amino acids. The record is from RefSeq and is a predicted model, not a curated record. The transcript is spliced from 3 exons. Gene Ontology annotation, biological process: mitochondrial respiratory chain complex IV assembly. Gene Ontology annotation, cellular component: mitochondrion.